Molecule: messenger RNA, 816 nt
Organism: Darwinula stevensoni
Lineage: Eukaryota; Metazoa; Arthropoda; Ostracoda; Podocopida; Darwinulidae
Source: the annotation of a GenBank genome assembly
AUGAAGAUUCCGAUCGUGAAAGGAUGCUGCUGCCGGUGCCUCAACAACAGGGAGGGCAGCAUCGUCAUCGCCGUCUUGGGACUGGUCCAUGCCAUCUCCGUCGUCCUGACGAACCUGCCGCAUCUCGUCAGGAUGUCGCUCAUCAGCGUGGAGUUCCAUAUGAGCGAAAAUAUUUACGCCAAGAUUACCGACGCUGCCGUCUCCGCCGUAUUCAUCAUAAUGAAUUCCCUUCUCAUCCACGGAAUUCGCAAGUCGAACCGGAAGCUGAUGAUCCCGUGGCUGUGCGCGGCGCUCCUGCUCCUCGUCCUCAUGGUGCUGGCCGCCGUCGCGCUGAUCGUCCUCGCCGUCGUCGUCAGCGGGGGGGACUCGUACUGGACCGUCUCCCUCGUCGUCACGGGCGUCGCCCUCCUCGUCUUCUGUCCCGUCGGGGCCCACUUCUUCCUCGUGGUCUAUGCCUACUUCAAGGAACUCGAGAACGCGGAGAUGCACGGAGAAGACCGCGAAAAGGUUCGCCUCGAGGAGGGCAUCCACAAGACGCCAUGAGGCGGAAAGUGAAUGUCAUCGUCCACCAUAGUUUCUCUCUCUCUUAUCGCGCUGUCGAGUUUUCCAGGAUAUCCAGUGAUUGCAUCUUAGAGCCGAGUCCCCUCCCUUGAACCUUCCGCUUCUCCCAUUUGUCACAACCAUUUGACAGCAUUGAAGUUUGCUCCAUUGGCUUAUGCUGCUUCAUCCUUGCCAUCAAUCGCUUCAAAUGCUAAAGGAAACUCAUGCAGAGGAAUGAAAGCGAUGAGCUAACGCGAAUAUUUACCACUAUCGGAC